GAUGUGCGCACCGAGAGCAGGCUGAACCGAAAUGAUGUCCAACCGCCUGACGGUUUUACCACAGAAAGGCGAGAGAGGCCUCAGUUUGUUUACAGUUUCGCCGAUUCGCCAUCUUGGGUUGAUUGACAUGGAAAUGGACCAACCAGCUAUGGGACCUUCAUUGUAACGCCCACCUUCCGUGGGGCGGGGGAAAGCGGUGUGAACGACAUGCGAAUCAACCAAUAGAAUUGUUCUGUGCGUGAGAGACAGCGGAUGGGGCGGGAUUUCCUGUGGUUUGUUAUGUUAACCGACCAAUGGAAAUCGAAGGCACGGCCUGCCACCGGCGAUAGGGCGAUUGUUAACCAAUCAAUUUCGCGAGUCUGUUUGACGUGAGAGCACGUGGUCGCUUUCCAGUCGGAUGGACGUACGAAUGGUCCAAUCAACCGGCGGCAGUGGUCUUGACUGACGUGUGGCCGGACCAAUCGGAUCGCGGUCACCUGUGAUCUUCAUAACCUGGCAAGAUGUUUAAUAAGUCACAGUUUGGCACGCCCACCUUCGGCAACACCAGUGGAUUCACCACGUCAGCAUUCGGACAAAAUACGGCUACUCCAGGGUUUGGUGGAUUCGGUGCAGCCACAGCCGGAUUUGGUGCAGCCACUAAUACUGGUGGUGGACUCUUUGGGAGCACUCAAAACAAACCAGGAGGACUGUUCGGCUCCAAUAGUUUUGGGCAGCCGGCAACAUCAUCCACCAAUGCCGGCUUUGGUUUUGGCACGCCGACAUCCAACAGCUUGUUUGGGGGCGCGACCACCGGGGGCCUCUUCUCUAAUCAGCAGAGCAAUGCCUUCACACAGAGCAAGCCUGCCGGAGGCUUUGGAACUUUCGGAACCAGCACGACUGGAGGCGGCCUAUUCGGCACCACCAGCACAGCCUCUAAUCCUUUCGGCGGGACCUCGGCGACUUUGUUUGGGGGAACUACCUUCAGCACGGCUGCCCCUACAGGAACUACUGUUAAAUUCAACCCCCCAACAGGCACAGACACAAUGGUGAAGUCUGGAGUCAGCACUAACAUUAGCACCAAACACCAGUGUAUCACAGCCAUGAAGGAGUAUGAGACCAAGUCACUGGAGGAGCUACGUUUGGAGGAUUACACAGCUGGCCGUAAAGGACCACAGGCCCCCCUUGGGGGAGGUGGUGGUCUGUUUGGCACCUCGACUGCAACAUCCAGCGCUGGCACUGGGCUAUUUGGAGCUACUCCAGCAAACCCAACUGGAGGAUUCAACUUCGGACAGCCCAAAACUGGCUUUGGAGCAAACACUGGUCUCCUUUCCCAAGUGGGUGUGCUGGGGACAGUCUGUGGGUCCAGUCUUCAAAAAACAGGCACUGGCGCUUUUGGCACAGCAACGGGCGGCCUCUUCGGUCAGGCACAGCCGCAGGCCAGCACUGGCCUCUUUGGGAACAAACCCUUCGGACUGGCCACCACGACACAGAGCACCGGCUUUGGUUUCGGCAAUGCUAACACCCUGGGUCAACCCAACACUAGCAGCAUGAGUUUAUUUGGAACUGCUCCGGUCUCGCAGUCAGGUGGGAUCUUUGGAACCAACACCAACACCAGUACCGGCAAUGCGUUUGGUACAGGGGGCGGCCUUUUUGGCAACACCAACGCUGCUUUCACCAAUGUCAACAAUACCCUGUUUGCUAAUAAACCUGCUGGAUUUGGAACAGCCACGACAAGUGCUUCCACCUUUGGCACAGCUAGCGCUGGACUGUUUGGUAACAAGCCAAACCUGGCUAUCGGAGCCAGCGCCAAUACUUCAAACUUUGGAUUUGGAGCAAAUGCGGCAACAAGUGGCCUGUUUGGGAGUAAACCUGCAACUGGAGCCCUCGGAACUACACUCGGAGGUGGAUUCGGAUCAGCCCUGGGUGCUGGACAGACAUCCUUGUUCGGCAGUACUCAGCCCAAGCUGGGCACUACUCUUGGAGCAGGGACGUUUGGAGCAGGAGCCUUCAACGCAGCCAAUGCUGGUGUGGGAUUUGGGGCACCUCAGGCUGCCGUCUGUCUGACUGAUCCAAAUGCCUCUGCCACACAGCAGGCUGUGUUGCAGCAACAGCUCAACGCUCUGGCCUACACCCCUUUUGGAGACUCUCCGCUCUUCAGAAAUCCCAUGGUUGAUCCAAAGAAGAAAGAGGAGCGAUUGAAACCCACAAACCCAGCGGCCCAGAAAGCACUGACCACCCCUACUCACUACAAACUGACUCCUCGCCCUGCCACCAGAGUACGGCCAAAAGCCCUGCAGGCCACUGGAUCCUCCAAAUCCCAGCUCUUUGACGGACUGGACGAUGACGAACCUGCAUCUCUAUCCAACGGCACCUUCCUGCCCAGGAAGAGCAUCAAGAAACUGGUGCUGAAGAGCAUGAAUAACUCCACUCUCUGUUCGCCUGUACUCUGCAAAGAACCGAAUGAUCUGGCAUCACCUUCUGAAUAUCCAGAGAAUGGGGAGAAUGAGCGGGAAUGCCGGCUGGAGAGAGAGGAUGAAGACCAGCAGGAAGUGAAUAAAUGCUACACUAACACCAUAGUUAAGCCGAUCCCACAGACACCUGAGGGGAUGAACUGCAACAAGCACCAGAACUGUGCCAUGGAUGACACCAUCACAGAGAUGAACUUGAGGAACAGGCUGCGAAAUGGCACAUUGGAUGGGAGCAGUGAGGAUCCAUGUUUCAUUGACGGAUCCUUGAAUGAGGAGCGGGAGUCUGAGAUAGAUGACAAUUUGCCUCCUCACCCAGCAGGCAUUGUGCUGACCCGAAUUGGUUACUACACCAUCCCCUCCAUGGAUGAACUGGCCCAGCAGCUGAAUGAGAAUGGGGAAUGUAUCGUGGAGAACUUCACCAUCGGCCGCAAAGGUUAUGGUUCGGUAUAUUUCCCCGGCAUUGUGAAUCUGACCAACAUGAACCUGGAUGAGAUUGUGCACGUACGCAGGAAGGAGGUGAUAGUUUACCUGGAUGAUGAGAAAAAGCCCCCUGUGGGUGAGGGCCUGAACAGGCGAGCUGAAGUAACAUUAGAUGGAGUCUGGCCCACUGAUAAGAGCACUCGCUGCCUGAUCAAGUCACCUGAGCGACUGAUGGAGAUGGGUUUCGAGGAGAGGCUGGAGAGUUCAUCGCGAAAGCAGGGCGCCCGCUUCCUGGAAUACAGGUCCGAAACCGGCUCCUGGGUUUUUGAGGUGACACAUUUCUCCAAAUAUGGGCUCCAGGAUUCGGAUGAGGAGGACACCGAGCUGCCUUCAAAAGCUGAAACGAAAAAGUUGAAAACGGCAGCUCUUCCUGCUCAGCAGGCAGCACAGGUCUGCAAGCCUGCCACCCUGCUUCUGGAGAGCCCUAUGCUACAGCAGAUGGGGCGUGUGGCUGAGCUGGACAGCGACAUGGCUGACAUCACCCAGGAGCCCGUGCCGGACAGUUUCUUGGACGAGGACCUCACGGAGGAACAGGACCCUGUGUCGGCCUCCAGCAACAUUGCAUCCAGUUUGGGCAUCAACCCCCACGCUCUCCAGGUAAUGAAGGCCUCUCUGUUUAGCGAAGAUGAGGAAAUGAAUGGAAUGCAGGAUCGGUGCUUCACACAGCGCACAGUUAAAGAGGAUUGUGAGAGGGUGUUACCACGGCAGACUUUGCAAAGAUCAAGGGGCUUGGGUGGAGGCCUGUUUAAUUGCAGCUUCUCCAAAGCACUUUUGCCUUGCGGCGGGCAGCAGGAGCCGAGGGGUUUCCGGUCGUCUGCUGGCGUGGAGGCUCUUCGCUCACCAUUACUUCACCCCUGGCCAGUGGCAGGCCAGCUGCCCCCCUCUUUCGCCAUGCCCAGCCAGCACCCUGAGGUGCAGCUGAAGACGGUGGGCAUCAGGCGACAGCAGAAGCUGGUGCCAUUGGAGCAGUCAGUUACCAAUGGCAAAGGGAAGCUUCUGAUGGACAUGGCCCUUUUUGCUGGCCGUUCGUUCCGGGUUGGUUGGGCACCCAGUUGCAUUGUGUGUCACAGUGGGAAACAGCUGAGCUCUGUGGCCGAGGAGGAUCCUGAUCCGUGCGGUGUGGAGUAUAACUUCUUUCCAAAACCAGCAAAGAUCAAACAUGUUUCAGAGCUUCCGUUCAAGGUGCACCUGGAGAAGGUAAUGCUGAAGGAAGAGCGAGCAAAACAAGAUGUGUCCCUGUACACUGAGCAGCUGAAGAUUGCUCUGCGAUAUAGCAAUGUGGAGAUUGAGGACGGGUGCCCCUUUGUCGAACCUGAGCAGGGUGUGAAAGCUUUGCACGAGUACGCAGCUUGGAUCCAAGAGAUUGAAGACAGGAGUGAGGAGAUGGAAGGUAUUGUGAGGAGUUGGUCAUUGGCUUGGACGCUCUGUGAGGCCAUCUGGGGUGACCUGAAGGAACUGGACGCUAGCUUUUCACCGCCCAGCCCGUAUGUCCAGCAGCUGGAGCGCAGGAGGGCGUUCUCUGUCUGGCUGUCUCGCACUGCAGAAGAGAGGAUCGAGGAGGAAGUGGCGGUCUCUCGUCACAAGAGUCCUGUGGACGCUGUCUUCAGCUACCUGACCGGGAAGAGGAUCAGCGAGGCAUGCAAACUCGCACAGCAGUCAGGGGAUCACAGGCUGGCCUUGCUCCUGGCUCAGGCUGCUGGGGGCCACGAGGUCAGAGAGCUCCUCAGCAUGCAGCUCGCUGACUGGAACCAUCUGCAGGCUGACCCCUUCAUCCAGGAGGAGAGGCUGAAGAUCUUUGCGCUCCUGGCUGGGAAAGCAGUGUGGCAAUCGUCGGAGAGUUACAUUAACGUCUGCUCACAGCUGGAUUGGAAGCGUUGCCUGGCUGUUCAUCUUUGGUAUAUGCUGCCACCCAGAGCCUCCAUUGCUGAUGCUCUCAACAUGUACAGUGAAGCCUUUCAGGGCAGUGAAGAUAUCCAAAGGUAUGCACGCUAUCCACUACCUCCCUACCUGGAAGAUACUGAUAUUGACCUGAUUGAAGUCCCCGAGAGUGAAAAGGAAAGUGACCCCCAUCAGGACAUCUGUUACCAUUUACUGAAGCUCUACAGUGACAGGCACCACGAGCUCCACCUGCUGCUCAAUCCAAGGACUGUGACCCCCGACCACUUGGACUAUCGGCUGAGCUGGCACCUGUGGAUGGUGCUGCAGGCAAUGAACUACACUCACUUGUCGGAGAAACAUCAGGCCAUGGUGCACACCAGCUUCGCUGCUCAGCUCGAGGCAGUCGGCCUCUGGGAAUGGGCAGUCUUCGUCUUGUUGCACAUUCCCAAUUCUCAGCAGCGAGGGAAUGCAGUCCGGCAGCAGCUGAACAGGCAUUGCACGCUGGACGAGACAGAGGAGCAGAAGGAGAAAGAGUUGUUUCUGCAGGAGAAGCUCAGCAUCCCACCAGAGUGGAUCCACAACGCCAAGAGUCUGAGGGCUCACCAGAGCGGCAAUAUUCACAAGGAGGCACUGCACCUGAUCGAGGCAGGUCACUGGAACAAGUGUCACCAGCUAGUGGUCAGGCAUCUCGCAUCAGAUGCCAUCAUCAAUGAGAAUUACAGCUACCUGAAAUAUUUCCUUGGAAAGCUGGCCAUGCCGGAGUGCAGCUUACAGAUCCAGGACUGGGAUACAGCAGGAGCAGUCUUCUACGACUACAUCCGAGUGAUGGAAACGGUGCGGGGAAUCGGCGAGGUGGAGAAUCCGACAUAUGAGCUGGAGCAAAUCCACACUGAAGUGAUGUCCCUGUGUAGCCGAAUAGAACAGAUCGAUUGUCUCUCAGCCAAAGAUCGACUGGCUCAGUCAGACAUGGCUAAACAGAUCGCCAACAUGCUGCGCACUGUGCUCGGACUGCAACACAGUGCAGAAUUGCCCGGGGACAGGGCCCCCAGUCUCCAACACGUCCCCUUACGCUUGCUUGCCCCUUACAUCCGUAAGCUGCCCAUGCCUGAAGACUAUGCCCUCGAGGAGCUGCGCAGCCUGACUCAGACCUACUUGCGGGAGCUGGUUGUCGGCCCGUAGCCUCCUGUCUUGCGGAAGGGUGAGGGAACAGUUUUGACACACUCUCCGCCUGUACACUUCUCCCUUUGAGCUAAAGUUCCUCCGACAAAGCUGAAAUGCUACUGCGAGUCUCCAAUACUUCACUGUUAAAUGGAGGGACCGUUUAAAGACCUUUUUUUAAACAGAGAGGCAGCUUCCUGAGCAGGGACUGUAUCCUGGAAAGUUACAAUGUGCCACGUGGCCUUGCAUGUUGGUGGGACUUUCUUGCUUUUUAUUUUAAUAAUUCUGUUCCAAGUGAGUAUACAGGACUUGCAAUGUUGAUGACAGAUCAGCAAUGACACACCCCCCCCCCCCCCCCCCCAAAUACAACUUGACAAUACUGGGAGCUGAUUUGCUUAAAAUCAUCUGGCUAAACAACUUGUUGCUUUGAGAGGGAUCAAACUGACAAUAAACAUUGUUUUUUAAAUAGUUUUGUUGCAACUGCACGAUCUGACUAUUAAUAACACGAGUGCAAGAUGGAGGAUCCCUCUGUGCUAGACGCCACUGUCACUAGUUGAUGCUAGCAAGCUAUCUAGCGGUGCAGUAACCUCACCCACCAACCCCCAAUGAUAGAUGAUCCCACAAGUCUAGGAAGUGGAGAGAAAAAUGUGCUGCUUUGGAGUUUGGUUUAGUCACAAAAGCAUGCAAAACAUGGGAGAAACAGCCAGUUUUAAACUGCAGCUGCAACAACCACACCCCCACUCCCUAUAGAGCUUUCCCAAUCCUUCAGAAAUACGUGGAUCUGUCCAUUAAACAUGUGUGUGCUUUGCCUGGAAAGCUACUCUUUAUUCUUUGCUGGCAAUUCUGAGUCUGCUUGAUGGCUGCAGUGGAGCCAAUCUAUAGUUUUUAAUUCUGUUGGCAUGUCCUAACUCUGGCCCCUCUGAGUUUCUCUUUUCUGCCUGCCCCAGCAAAAAGGAAAUCAAUCCCCAAGACCCUCUGUCCUGCUGUUGGGCUUCACUGGCCCAAAGCACAAACAAUAGUGACAUCUUUCGAGUAACAUUCUUCUGUGUGUAACUGUAAAAUGCUUCCCAACACCCCUAGUGGAUUGUUUGUAAACCCAGCCUUGCUAACCCCAGUGCUGCAAUGCUAUCAGAAUGCAGCAAUUGUUGGACAGCAAGGUGGGGCUGUGUUUGGGGGGGGUGGGGACAGGCAGUGAGAGGUAUUCAAACCUGAACUGUUCCCAGUUGGUGCCUAAUCGGAUCAGCAGCAGUCAGAGUGGAGAAAGCUCAGCUUCUCUCCCUGUGCUCUCCUGCCUAACAGGGAGAAAGGAAACUGGCUUCAAUUAUCCUGGAUCCAGUCUGGGCUGUAGCCUCUAAACAGUUUGUGUAAACUUCCCCCUAAAUUCUCCCCUGGAGGAGGAGGAGGAGGGUAUUGGAAUGAAGGGAGCUGGGAGGGAUUCUCCUGUUGGACAAGUGAGAUCAGGCUGGGGAAAUAGAGUACCUCUGCAGUGCAGAGCUGGGGUGGCUUGUCCCAGGUGUCACUAGGGCUGAGCCCACACCAUUUACAGAUGGGGGUGUGCUGGAGUCAACAAUAGAUUUGAAAGAUCCGAUUUUUGACUCAUGCGAGCUUGGAUAAAGCUUACACAGCCACCUGUAAACCUCUCUACAGCAGGUGAGUGGUUUUAACACACCCUCUCCCCAAACCAUCAGCUGUUAAUAAACAUGGAGAGAAUACUGGAGAAUACUUGCCUUAGUUUGAUCUGCCAGUGUAGAGUUCAUUGACCAUCCUUGAAGAACCAAAUGCUCCGCACUCAAACCUAACCAAUUAAUCUCUUGUGAAAAUGGGAUUGUAGGUCAUGAAAGUAACCAAGGAGGAAUCACGGUGAUCUCUUCACACUCGGCUACCCUCCUCCUAAGUUCUGGAGUCCUUCUCGCUGCUCUGCAUGCAGUAGUGACCUGUACAGCCCAGGGUGCAAUGGAGUUCCCUUUACUCCAGGGUGGGGGAGAUAAUCCAGUAGACUUCCUUCUCCUCACAACUGUUUGAGUUUGGUCCUCGCUUCCUGAUUCAGUGAAAGUCGACCACUCCUUCAGCAAGGAGAAGCAGCCUGGUGUAAGUGCUCAUUAAAUAAUACAACCAUUACCUGCAGCGUCCGAAUAUUAGGGCCAAAUGAAGCACUUUAAAUAAAAAUUAAAGCAGCCGGUAGCAUUCCCUUGUCGAAUGUUUCUUAAAAAAUUGUGUGGAUGGUGACCCCUGAGGAACUUUUUAAGACUUUCUAUGGUGGGGGCGGUGGCGGGGGGGGGGGUGCGGAGAAGCUUCUGUUUUUCUAUCCAUUUCCCACCCCAGCAUCCCAUUGUAAAUGCUGCAGAAACUAACCCCAGCCAGAUUCACGUUUUUAGCAGUGACACUAACUAAGGCAGAAGUGUCUGAACUGUGUGUGAAAGGACGACUGUUGCCUGAAGAGAAAACAACUACAUGAAUAAAUGAUAAAAGCAGCACAUCAGAGAGGGAGAGAGACUGUGUGGUAUUAGUAACACCACAGCACUGGCUUAACUGGGGAAAUAUGGGGUAAAGGGAGUAGAUUGUCAAGGUUAAGUUUUUGGAACUUGUUUGCCAACAUGAUCAUGGGGAUAGCAUUAUAUUAGCCCUGAAAUCUCUCAGGAACUUUGUCCUCCCUCCUCCCUCUGGAACUGGUAAAGUGCCUGCUUCCUGAGACUUUCCAGUGUGGGACCGGGGCUUCAGUGAUGAUCGGAAAGAUUUCCCACUUCAACUUUGCUGUUGAACCACCCAGGUCCAGCUUUGCCUGGUAGAGAGGGAAGAGGAUUGAGUGAGAGAUCUGCUCGCGGUAUCCAGUCUCCCCGAUGUGAAAGGCCAGGAUAACUGUUGGGCUGCCUGGGGCUGAAAUUUGGUGCCAUUGAUGUAGCCCAGGGGCGUUGUACCUCAGCAAAGGGCAGUCAGUUCUGGUCAGGAUCCAAGAGGCAGUGUGUCAAGGUCAGUUCAUUUCAUUAACAAAGAUAUUGUUUCCUUUGAUCUCGUUGAGAUAGUGUCCAUAUGUGUAUGUGAAAGAUAGUCUUUGACCAGUAGAAUACAGGAAAUCAUAACGUCUUUCAUUAAUUUAUACCAGUACAAUAUUAGUUCUGGGUUUAGCAUUUUGUUACCAUAUUCUAAAUAAGCAUCUUCACCCUUUCUGCCUCUGGAUAUUCUCAGCUCCUGGCCUGAUGGUGGGUGUGUCUUGCAGGUGGUGUGAAAUAUAAAAGGAUGCAUUGAAAAGUUUUUAAUUAAAAAGAAAUUGCAAAUAAAGUAAAUUCUCAUAGAUUGUUGAGGGUAUUCUUUUUAACUGUUUUGUGUGGGGAGGGGAACAUGCAAUAUUUUUUAAUAAAUGUGCAAAUUUCAA
This is a messenger RNA of Carcharodon carcharias (great white shark), 9333 nucleotides long. RefSeq names its product nucleoporin 98 and 96 precursor (gene nup98). Gene Ontology annotation, cellular component: nuclear pore cytoplasmic filaments; nuclear pore. Bases 501 to 5984 code for a protein of 1827 amino acids. Lineage: Eukaryota; Metazoa; Chordata; Chondrichthyes; Lamniformes; Lamnidae. Gene Ontology annotation, molecular function: structural constituent of nuclear pore. Gene Ontology annotation, biological process: protein import into nucleus; RNA export from nucleus; post-transcriptional tethering of RNA polymerase II gene DNA at nuclear periphery. The record is from RefSeq and is a predicted model, not a curated record. The transcript is spliced from 34 exons.